GGUUUGCAGCAGCUUCUCUCUGACCAGCCAGUCUGCUCCCCUCCCUGCCUGCCUGCCUGUCUGCCUGCCCGCCUGGCUGCUUGCUUUCACUCCCACCUCCUCAACUGGACUCAAUUGCUAGUAAUUCCCAUAGGUUAGCUGCUAUUGGAGUUUCAGUCAAACACAGAGAGUGAAACCGCAUUGAUCUCACCCCAGAAUCACCCCGGAGGCACAAGCAGCGGAAACGACUCUGUAAGAAAACUGAGAUUGAGGCGAAAGCGUGAAGAUAAAGAAAUCCCCAGAUGGUUUACAGAAACAAAGCCUCCAUGUACUACCUGUGGAGUCGGAGGAAGGACCAAACUCUUCACCUUUCAUCUGCACAAAGAGCCUUUUUCUAAGACAUAAAAGCCUGACUCAACCUGAUAUCAUUGGCCCGCAACAGACUUACUUGAAGUAACAACAACUGGAUUAAAUCGAGUGGGAAAACAAGGGACCACACCACUUUGUCUCACUUAGACAGCAGAAUACCACUGGAAUUAUCAUCUCAAAGAAAACAAACAUCUCCAGAGUGACCAGCUAACCAACGUGUUUUACUGCGACCAGCCGGGGGUUCAGAUAAAUGGCUGAUAAACAGAUCAGUUUGCCUGCCAAAUUGAUCAAUGGAGGGAUUGCCGGGAUUGUCGGAGUGACCUGUGUGUUUCCCAUUGACCUGGCCAAGACUCGCCUGCAAAACCAGCAAAAUGGAUCUCGCCUUUAUACCAGCAUGUCAGACUGCCUUAUUAAGACCAUUCGAUCAGAGGGGUAUUUCGGGAUGUACAGAGGAGCUGCGGUGAACCUAACGCUAGUUACACCAGAGAAGGCUAUCAAAUUGGCUGCUAAUGACUUCUUCAGGCAUCACCUCUCCAAGGAUGGGAAGCUCACUCUGGUCAAAGAGAUGCUGGCUGGGUGCGGAGCAGGUACAUGCCAGGUUAUUGUGACAACUCCUAUGGAGAUGUUGAAAAUCCAGCUGCAGGACGCAGGGAGGCUCGCUGCUCAGAGGAAGCUCAUGCCAGAGACGGUGGCAGCAGGAACUGUGGAGACAAAGUCCCCGACAGCCAUGCAGAUCACCAGACAACUACUGAGGGAAAAGGGUAUUGCUGGACUCUAUAAAGGCCUCAGUGCCACACUGCUCAGGGACGUUCCUUUCUCUGUCAUCUACUUCCCCCUUUUUGCUAAUCUGAAUAACCUGGGGAAGAAAGACGCGGAGGGCCCCGCUCCUUUCUACGUGUCUUUCAUAUCAGGCUGCGUUGCAGGAAGCACAGCGGCUGUUGCAGUCAACCCCGUUGAUGUGAUAAAGACUAGACUUCAGUCCCUGACUCGAGGAAGCACAGAAGACACGUACUCUGGAGUGAUCGACUGUAUCAGGAAAAUCAUGCGCAACGAGGGUCCGUCAGCCUUCCUGAAGGGAGCCUACUGUCGCGCCCUGGUCAUCGCGCCUCUGUUCGGCAUUGCCCAGGUCGUCUACUUCCUGGGCGUGGGCGAAUACAUCCUCAGCUUCUUGCCUAAGAAAAACAACUAAGACGCACCUCUGUUCCGCCUUCCCUCCCGCGAUGCGUUACAUCAGCUCCAUGAGGAUUCGUCUGAUUCUUAGAGUUUUUUUUUUUUUUUCUUUUGGAUCUCAUUUAUUUUUGUUUUUAAAUUGUUGUGCUGAAUGUUCAAAAAGUUCAGAAGGGAGCCUUUGUUUUGCCAAGAUGCCUGUGGCAGCGCACAAGUUUCCAGUUGGCAAGCUACGCCACAGCAGCUUUCUGGAAAUCAUGCUACAAACAGAGGUCUGUAAUUAAAUUUUAUUGUACUUUUAAAUAUGAUUGUCAAUCUUAGCAAAUUAGAUGUACUGCCCUUGGCUGUAGCAGUUCUGCAAGCCCUUCAGUAAUGCCCUUUGGAGGCUUCAUUACCCUUUUAAUAUCAGAACAUCCCGUUGCAUUCGAUGUGAAAUUCCCAUUUUUCCACUGCCCUAAAUUGAGCAAUAAAGUGAAAGUCUUCUGUUAGAAAUAUAUAGAAAAUCUGGAGUAGGCAUGGGCCAGUAUAAAAUUCUCAACUUUGUGUACAAAUACAAUGUUAAACUGGUUUAGACAUAAAUUCUGAAACAGCGAAUCAUAAAAUUCUUUUAAAUUGAAGCAGAAAAUCAGACAAGUAUUGCUACUCCUGCUAAAAUGAUACUACAAUGAGUUAUGAUAUUGUUAAAUAUCAAAUAUUUUACGAUUAAAAAUGUUAAUCUUUUAUUGAUAGAUGCAAGCAAAUAUGCAAGGAUUUAGCUUUAUGUAGAACAUGAAUUAUACUUUUGUGGUUUUGUUGUUUAGAAAGAAAAACGAUAGGGAUCUGAUGAUGUUAUUGGUUAAUUAGCUAUCCUACAACCGGCUGCUGAACAGACAUACCAAAGUGUGACAACAAGUGGAAAUCAUUUGGCUUUCAUGAACAGCAAAUUUUGUUCUUUCUUGAACACAAGGGCAAAAGGUAGCAGCCUUUUUCAGCCAGCUGACCAACAGCGUGCAGAAAUAGUUUGGGGAGGGAAAAUGUGUUGUUGUUUCCAAGGCUCCUCGUUAGAAAGACUUUAAGUUGAAAUAACUGUAUAAUGUAAAUCUUCAGUGAGUUUUAAGCUGUAACCUUUUAAAACCAUGGUAAUACAUUGAUUUCAGUAACCAGCCCAUGCCUAAUCUGGAGCUUUAAUGGACAAACAGACUUUAUGUAAUGAGAGACUACUAAACAGUGGGAGUCUGGUUCAUGCCAAGUCCCAGGGCAGUGUGUUGAUGUGAUACCAGCUCACUCCCUGUGAUCUUUCCAGGGAAUCCACUUUCCUUCCCCUGUACAGUAAGUGGCUGUAAUGAACUCAGCGGUUCGGCUCAGAGCAGGCUUUGAUUGCCUUGGCUUUUUAAGGAGAUCAAGUUCCAUCUGACAUUCAGCUUAGCCAUAGUGGUUCUACUGUUUGGCCUCCCAGAACAAUGUCUUUUUUUUUGCUCUCAUACCAUGCAACUUCUGAUUAUUGUGAACGGCCACAAACUGCGUGUUUCUGAAGUUUAAAUUUGAAACAAAAUCACAGCUGAGUGAUCAUCGAGGGGAUUGCUUUUGAGCUUUAAGACCCCUGUGUGCUGAAAUGUUCUGCAAUCUAUGAUUUACUGUGGGUUUCUAGAUGGUCAGACAUCAUGUUGUGAAACCUGUAGAUGCAGACUUAUUGUUUUUUUUUUGUUUUGUUUUUUUGUUUGUUUACACAAGAGUUUGCUCUUCAUUUUCCAGCUUUGUCCAAACUUGCAUUCAGUGGCAGGACCCAAAGAGCUAAUGAAAACCCUUUUCAUUCAUCUGAAAAGUCAGACCAGUGCGCGCUCAGUGUUGUGCGAUUUGUACCAAACAUUUCUGCUCGUUUGCUUUAGAGGUUUUGUUUGCUUUAAGCCGCCGGGCGAAAAAAAAAA
This is a messenger RNA of Poecilia reticulata (guppy), 3419 nucleotides long. RefSeq names its product solute carrier family 25 member 22a (gene slc25a22a). The record is from RefSeq and is a predicted model, not a curated record. Lineage: Eukaryota; Metazoa; Chordata; Actinopteri; Cyprinodontiformes; Poeciliidae. Gene Ontology annotation, biological process: L-glutamate transmembrane transport; malate-aspartate shuttle; aspartate transmembrane transport. Gene Ontology annotation, molecular function: L-aspartate transmembrane transporter activity; L-glutamate transmembrane transporter activity.